Messenger RNA from Myotis lucifugus (little brown bat), 954 nucleotides. RefSeq names its product leukocyte immunoglobulin-like receptor subfamily A member 5. Lineage: Eukaryota; Metazoa; Chordata; Mammalia; Chiroptera; Vespertilionidae. The coding region runs from base 1 to 954 and encodes 317 amino acids. The transcript has 7 exons. Gene Ontology annotation, biological process: cytokine-mediated signaling pathway. The record is from RefSeq and is a predicted model, not a curated record. Gene Ontology annotation, molecular function: inhibitory MHC class I receptor activity.
AUGAUGUCCAUCCUCUCUGCUCUUCUCUGCCUCGGGCUGAGUCUGGACCAGAGGACCCGUGUGCAGGCAGGGACCGUCCCCAAACCCACCAUCUGGGCUGAGCCAGGCCCUGUGAUCCCUUAUUGGAGCCUUGUGACCAUCUGGUGUCGGGGGAUCCUGGAGGCUCAGGAGUACCGGCUGUAUGCAGAUGGCAGUCGUCAGUACUUGGACAGACAGAAAUCGCAGGAGCCUGGAGACAGGGCCAAAUUCCUCAUUACAGGAAACUAUGCAGAGAGAUACACCUGUAACUACCUCAGCCCCACUGGCUGGUCAGGGCACAGUGACCCCCUGGAGCUGGGGGUGACAGGAUUCUACGACAAACCCAGCCUCUCAGCCCUGCCCAGCCCUGUGGUGACCUCAGGAGGGAACGUGACCCUCCAGUGUGGCUCAGGGCAGGGAUUUGACAGGUUCCUUCUGACUAAGGAAGGAGAUCACAGGCUCUCCUGGACUCUGGACUCACAGCCACAGCCCAAUGGGUGGUCCCAGGCCCUGUUCCCUGUGGGCCCUGUGACUCCCAGCCACAGGGGGACGUUCAGAUGCUAUGGCUAUUUUGAGAAGAAUCCCCAGGAGUGGUCUGACCCUAGUGACCCCCUGCAUCUAAUGGUCUCAGGACCCUCUGGAGGCCCCAGCCCCCCACCCACAGGGCCCACCUCCCCAGCUGCCUCUACACCCCAAGACUACACAGUGGAGAAUCUCAUCCGGAUUGCUGUGGCUGGAUUGGUGCUGGUGGUGCUCACGACCCUCACUGUCGGCUCAGGUGUUUCAUUCUCAUGGCCCCAAACGUACCUGUCACCGACCAUCCCCUGCACAAAGCCUGUCUAUGAGUCCCGCCUGACUUCAGCCACAUCCAGGAUCUCCACCAGGCAGUUCGUGCUGCUGCUGAUCAGGCUGACCUACACUUUCCAGUCUCAGUGA